Lates calcarifer (barramundi perch) is the source of this 1281-nucleotide messenger RNA. Its product is annotated as KICSTOR complex protein SZT2. Gene Ontology annotation, cellular component: peroxisome. Lineage: Eukaryota; Metazoa; Chordata; Actinopteri; Centropomidae. The record is from RefSeq and is a predicted model, not a curated record.
CAAGUCGAGUCCAGAGUGUCGUCUCCAGCCAGGGCAGUCUGGAUUCAGACAUGCAGGGUUACGAUGGCGGCAGCAGUGACUCUGAGUGUGAGAGCCCCACCCUGGAUGAACAGGAGUGUCAGUCACGUCUGAUGCCAGACUUCUGGCUGAUUGUUAAGAUCCACCAGGACAGAGUGAAGGUCUACUCCCAUUCCAGAUGCUUCACAGAAGAAAAAGACGUCAGUGCUGAGGAGUUUGAGAAGAAGGAGGAGGAGCAGGAGCUGCCUGAAUACUUACAGCUGCAUCAGACAGUGGUCAGGAAGAUCGGUGAAAUCUGCAGAAUAGUCAAUCAGCGUAUGCUGCUGCAGGACCUACAUGACAGCCAUGUGUGUAACUCUCUGCUGGUGGCUGAGAGUGAGGAAGACAUCUGGAAGAAUGAGUCUCUGUACAGGCAGAGGCUCAACACCUCUGAUGACUACAACACAGAGGAGAGCUACCAGGCCAGAGACUACCUGGCAGCCACCAUGCAGUUCAUCCCUGGACAUUUUGCCUGUGAUGUGGUGUGGAGCACAAUCAUCCACAUUCACCCACGUCUCAAAAUGGGACCCAACAUGGGGGUGUCCAGGGCAAUCCAGGCCCUGCGCUCUGUGCUGAACUCUUUCUGUGUGGUCAACAGGAAGAACAUGUUUGUCUACCAGGAGCGUACUACAAAAUCAGUCUUCUACCUCAGGCUCUGUGAAACUUCACUAACAGGGAAAUACUCUGACAUGGAUGGAAACCUCCCCAUGACUCGCUCCAUUGGACUUUUCAGGAGUCAAGAGCCCUUGUUCUCCGAGGACAUCAUGGGAUCCAAGUCCUCUCUGGAGGGAUCUCGGCCAGUUGGACAAGUAGAUAAGCACAUCCUGCUGCUGGUGCAUGGAGUGGGCAAUGCAGGCCCAGAGAUCACAGACGAACUGGUUAAAGUUCUGCGGAAGCGCCUGGAUGAAACCACUUUGGACAUCAUCACUGUCAUGCUCGUCAGGAACUGCAAGUUGACCCCAGCUGAUGUGGAGUUCAUCCAGCCAUCAGGGUCUCCGGCCACUGAGGUGAUGACCUUCAGCCUCCCACAGUACUGUCUACCCUGGCUGUCUGCUGUGGCUCACUACCUCAGGCAGAACCUUCUCAUCUUCCUGCAUGUACCCAAGUACACCGACAGCAACACAGCGCACCAUUUCAAGCACUACUUUCAUCUGAGCAGUGACUUGGCUGACGGCAAUAUCUACCUCUACAAUAAACCUGGAGGCCAGGGGACUGGAGGCAAAG